Chiloscyllium plagiosum (whitespotted bambooshark) is the source of this 1241-nucleotide messenger RNA. Lineage: Eukaryota; Metazoa; Chordata; Chondrichthyes; Orectolobiformes; Hemiscylliidae. The record is from RefSeq and is a predicted model, not a curated record.
GUGAAUUUAAUGUCAGGGAAGACGAGCACACAGAACAGCGGCUUGAGGUCAACGCAGUCAUUGCUCACCCGCAUUUCCAGCGCAGAAAUUACGACAACGAUAUUGCGGUCCUGCAAUUGAAGAAACCUAUGCAGUUCAACCAGAACAUUGUGCCGAUCUGCCUGCCCCAGAAAGACUUUGCAAACAAGGUGCUGAUGAACUCACCGAAUGCCUUGGUCAGUGGUUGGGGCCACGUCGUUUACCAUGGGAUGUCAGCUGACAAGCUCCAGCGCAUCAUGGUGCCAUACAUUGAUCGGACAGAAUGCGUGGAGUCGAGCAGGCACCAGGUGUCUCCGAACAUGUUCUGCGCUGGCUACAAGAACAAGAGCAAAGAUGCUUGCCAAGGGGACAGUGGUGGGCCCCACGUCACAGAACACAAGAACACCUGGUUCUUGACUGGCAUUGUCAGCUGGGGAGAAGGAUGCGCCCAGCAGGGGAAAUAUGGCAUCUAUACAAAGGUGUCGAGAUACCUCAGUUGGCUCAAACUGAUUAUUAGACAUGUAUCUACUAAUCAAAACAGGGAGGACACCCUAGAGCUUAGUGAUAGUGCCCCUACCCAUAAGCCAGAAGCUCUGCGCUCAGGUUUGCCCCCACAAGAACAUGCCAGUGCUCCCAACCACUAACCCAUCAUUGCUGAAAUAAUGAUCACGCUUUAAUGGAUCCUGCAGAACCAAAUUCAGGUUGCACCAACUCCACAAAAUCUCAGUUGUCCUCAGACUAGCUUAUCCACCUUGGACCGAUAUCUUAGCAGUCAUCAUCGUGAAUAUUGUUCGAAAGUAACAACAAUCUCUGAUGGUCAGUCGCCUGCGGUGCAAUCAGGGGGUUGCUAUCCGGGAUAUCUUUUUCAUCUCCAUGGAGUGGCUGCUGCAGUCUUCUCAUUUUGGCUGAAAUGACAAAACCUUUGGAUCUUGACACACUGUUCUCACCUCAUAGAAACAACAUUUUAACUAUCAUGCCUUGCUAGAUGGGGAGAGGUGGGGCAACUUGAGUUUUUAUAAUGUACAAAGUACUAAUUUCUUACUAACCAGCUUGCUAACCCUGAAGUAUUAAUUUUAUAAGUGUGGAUUCUCAUUCCCACCAUUCUGUGAUAACUGUACCAUGAUUUUUAAAGUCAUAAAACAUAAUUUUUGUUUCACGUUUGUACAUGCAUAAUCCCAAUUCUUAUUUCAUUCUCUGGCUGGCAAUUAAAAAGUGAACGACAA